Molecule: messenger RNA, 3306 nt
Organism: Pseudomyrmex gracilis
Lineage: Eukaryota; Metazoa; Arthropoda; Insecta; Hymenoptera; Formicidae
Exons: 5
Biological process (GO): DNA repair; telomere maintenance
Molecular function (GO): DNA helicase activity
Source: RefSeq, a predicted model, not a curated record
AUGGAAGGACAAAUUAUAAAUGUGUUGCCGUUGAUACUAGGACAAGGGAAAAUAUCGUGGUUGUGCAAUAACUCAUGCAAAACUGACGAUCCAAUUUUAAUAAGUUGUUAUGAGAAACUUCUUCAAAUAAUAAAUACUUGCACUUUAAAGAACAUACCAAAAAAGCUAGUAAAUCUAGACAGAGCUUUAACUUGUGCCAAUUUAGACACAUUGCAGGAAAUUGUUACUUUGGCACAAGAAAAAGCAGAUAUAUACAAACAGCAGCAACCUAAUACUGUUUUGAGUGAUGACGAUAUCAUUGAUAAAUAUCCCAAUGCAUUUAAAGCUUUAACUAUACGCUCUGCUGAAUAUUUAGAAGCAAUGUCAAAAAAACUGUUAGAAUGUAACUUGAAUACAAUAUUUGCAACACUAAGAAAUACGGAACAAUAUUGGAGAAGACCGAGAAGUGAUUUGAAUUGCAUGACGCAACAUUAUGGACCUGCGACGUGGUUUUUAACAUUAAGUCCAAGCGAAUGGUUAUGGGAUAAUUUAGAAAAUUAUAUAGGUGAGGUUAAUGGAUGGCAUAAUUCUUCGUUUAGUACUAGUGUUCUUGUUGCAAAAGAUCCUGUCUCAACAUCGAGAUUUCUCGAUAAUAAAUUUAAAGCAAUGCUAGACUUUAUAUGUUCUAAAGAUCAUCCGAUCGGAGAAGUAACUCAUUACUUCUGGCGACGAGAAUAUCAAGGUAGAGGUAUACAACAUUUCCACUUAUUAAUUUGGAUUCUAAAUGCACCGAUUAUAGGAGAAUCUUCUACCGAAGAAGUUUCCAACUUCAUUUUACGACAUAUAAGCUGCAAAAUGCCACAUCAAGAUAUUUCACCGUUAUUAUAUAAACGUGUUAAUACGCAUCAGAUGCACAAACAUAACGAUUAUUGUCUGCGUUCUAAAAAGGUAGGACGUAAAGUUGUACGUAGAUGUCGGUUUGGAUUUCCUCGUUCCGUUACUGAAGCAUUGACUAUAAGAGAUGUCGCAAGUUCGAUAGCAGGUAGAAAGCAAUUAAAACAUAGAAGUAGACUAUACGAUCUUCCUCGANCACAAAAUGAAAUCUAUAUAAAUGACUAUAAUGCUGUCCUUCUUAUUGCUUGGGAAGGAAAUAUAGAUAUACAAUUUAUUGAGGAAAAAUCAACAUUACUUACAUGGUACGUCACUAAGUAUUUGAAUAAAGCGGGAAAAUGUGAACUAUCUGAUUGCAUUACCAAUAGUAAGAAUAAUGAAAACAAAUCAUUGGGAAUUUAUCUUUGGAAUAUUGCUUUGCGAUUUACGCAUAACAGAGAAUGUAGAGCUCUUGAAGCUGCUGAUACAUUAUUGGGUAUUCCUUUACAUGGAACUGAUUCAAAUACAACUAUUAGAUGGUUAGAUGUUACUCAAAUUAGAUAUAGAAAACUAAAGACCCGCAAACAGAUUGAAAAUCUCGAUAAAGAAUCUACCGACAUAUUUUGCCCGUCUUUGAUAGAUACUUAUUAUCCAAUAAGACCAAGAGAGUUAGAAAAUGUGUUUCUUUAUGAAUUUGCAAAGUGGUAUGACAUCACAAAANUUAAACCGAAAAAUAAGUAUAUCAUAUAUUACAAAAUAGGUGAGGGUAUGUAUCUUAAACGACGGAAACGUGAAUAUCUUAUUAAUCAUUAUAAAUACGAUGUCAAUANACAACCAGAGAAUUAUUUCUUUGCAUUAUUACUCAUGUUUAAACCAUGGCAAAAAUUAGAAGAUCUUAGAAACGGAUGUGAUAAUUCUACGGAAUCAUUUCACAACUUAAGAUUACAUCUUGUAGAAGCAUUACAAUAUCAUGAAAAGAUAGAGGAAUUGCAACAAGCAUUUGAAACUGCAAGACAAUUAGUGCAAGAAUAUCUAGACGACGAAUUAAACAAACAGAAUAUAUCGCAAGAUGAUCCAGAAAAUCCAAUAGGUAUUGAAAAUAUAGAAGCUGGUGAAGCAAUGCAAGAUUUUAAAGAUCUUGGUAAAAAAAUAGACAAAGAAGUCGAUGUAUGUGAUAUGAUAGCAAAAUUGAAUAUAGAUAAAAAAAGAGUGUUUGAUAAAGUUGUUUCAACUAAAGAUACUGCUAUAGCAGCUCCUACUGGUAUUGCAGCGUUCAACGUUGACGGUUUGACAGUACAUAGAUUACUUCAAUUGCCUGUUGAACACGGUUUUAUUCCNAAAUAUAAACAAUUAUCUGAUCAUGUAUUAAAAGUUUUACGGGCAGAUCUUCAAGAUGUUAUUCUUAUUAUAAUUGAUGAAGUGUCGAUGAUAUCUAAUUUAACGUUGAUGUACAUACAUCUUAGAUUGUGUCAAAUAUUCGACACCAUUGAUUGUAAUGAUGGUUGGUUCGGUAGAAAACACAUUCUUUUAUUUGGAGAUUUACUUCAANUACCUCCUGUAAACGAUGAUCCUGUUUUUAUGAGCUUGUCAAAGGAGAAAAUUGAUAAAUAUCUCGGUUCAGUGGAGGCCAUUAACUUAUGGACUAUAUUGUUUGACUACGAUGAAUUAACAAUUAAUAUGCGGCAGCAAGAAGAUGAUUCAUAUCGUAAGGUACUAUCAAGAAUUCGUAUUGGAUUAGUAACUGAUGAUUUGCCGAUAGAUACCGUAUGUUUACUGCCUACUUGUCACAUGUGUGACGUUCUCAAUGCGGCGAUGCUAAAUCGACUUACUGCUGAAGAAAUAGUAUUAAUUGCAGAAAAUAAGAUAAAUUGUAGUCGCUUUGUAGAAAAGAAAGUUGUAAAGUUAUUGUCAAAUCAUGAAGAUGAUAAUUCAAGAACAGCCGGACUUUCAAAAAAAUUUGUUAUUAAAAUUGGAGCAAAAGUUAUNAUACGACGUAACAUCGAUGCUAGCAAAGGCCUUGUAAACGGUACAAUAGGUAAAAUGAUAUCCGUUGUUACAAAUAUAUCAAAUAACAAUAUAGAAAAAAUAAAUAUUCUUCUGCCGUCAGGUAAAGAAUUUUUAAUUGAAAGAGUAAGUGUCAAAUUUCCUGUCAUGGAAAGAACAUAUGUUAUUAGAAAACAAUUUCCAUUGUGUUUGAGUUAUGGAAUCACUAUCCACAAAAGCCAAGGAUUGAGUUUGCAAAACGCUAUUAUAGAUAUAGGUAAUUCUAUAUUCAGUCCUGGUCAAAUUUAUGUUGCAUUGUCUCGUGUAACGUCUUUAGAAGGAUUAUAUUUAAUUAAUUAUGAUCCUUCAUCUGUAAAAGCUAGUGAAGAAGCUAUUAUUGAAUACAACAGGUUAAAACAAAUACAUAAAGAACAAGCAGAAAUAAUUCCUGUUUCAAAACAAAAGAUUCGUAAG